AUGGGUGAGGUAGUCCUCGAGCUUGCCGGCAACGCACCAUCCCUAACGUCCGCUGGAAAACUUCAAUCAAAAACGUCGGGCGAGAACAACUGCAACAGUUUCCGUGGGGCGCAUCUGUUACAGAGCAACGAAGAGGAAGCGAUAUCACGCUUGAGCUCAGCUAAACCAAAUAUCGUCCGCUUCUACCGGACACUGAUGCUGUCUGGAGCAGGCACCCCGCUGCAGAGAACGGAACCUGCGUACGAUACCACGCCCCGGUGGCACGCUCCGAGAUAUUCCAUUCCCAAGCGGGGGAGCGGCUUUCAACGGGGCUCGGAGCGUAAACCGCGUUCCACUAUACCGUGCUACGCGCAUCAGGGACCCGACAUUGUCUGUGUAUGUGCUGCCUCGCUAAUCAGCGGGAUACGAUCGGGAACCUGUCCCCGUCCACAUGACUGGAUCACAUAG
Messenger RNA from Cyanidioschyzon merolae strain 10D, 447 nucleotides. RefSeq lists its product as hypothetical. The record is from RefSeq and is a predicted model, not a curated record. Lineage: Eukaryota; Rhodophyta; Bangiophyceae; Cyanidiales; Cyanidiaceae. The transcript has a single exon. Bases 1 to 447 code for a protein of 148 amino acids.